Messenger RNA from Rotaria socialis, 582 nucleotides. The record is from the annotation of a GenBank genome assembly. Lineage: Eukaryota; Metazoa; Rotifera; Eurotatoria; Philodinida; Philodinidae.
AUGUGCUUAUACAUCAUAAAUGUUUUUUUUGUCUUUGUAUUAUAUUGUUCUCUAUCUCAAUCAGUAGUACAGAAGCAUCAUCCCGAUUGUGAUUUAAAAAUUACACAAUUAAUUCAAAGUAAAGUUUAUCCAUGUGAAGAACAUAAAGUAAAAUACGAUUUUGAUCAUGAUGAAGCAUUUUGGGAUUUUAAUUGGCAUGAUAUGGCACGAGAUGAUCUUCCAUCGAUGAUCUAUUACAUUUUAAAUCAAACUAAGCAAACACAAAUCGGUUAUGUUGGUCAUUUUCAAGGUACAAUGAUUGGUUUUGCUGAAUUCGGAAGCUUCAGUAAUUCGGCUCAAAAUAAUGUUAGCUUAUAUGGAGCUCUAGCACCUGUUGCUCAUUUAGCACAUAUAAAAUCACCAUUGAAAUACUUAUUCAAUACUCCAACAAACCCUGAAGAAGUUUGGCAUACACUAUUUGGUUAUAAAGAUUUUCUUUCAUCAUCAUACAGUAUCAAAUGGCUUACAAAACAUGCAUGUGGGAAUGUUAUAUUAAAUCCAUUAAUUUAUGAAAAUAUUCUAUUUCUUAUAUGUGGGCCGUAG